This is a messenger RNA of Cervus elaphus (red deer), 2655 nucleotides long. It is a transcript of the gene EIF2A, whose product is annotated as eukaryotic translation initiation factor 2A. The record is from RefSeq and is a predicted model, not a curated record. The transcript has 14 exons. Gene Ontology annotation, molecular function: translation initiation factor activity; tRNA binding; mRNA binding. Gene Ontology annotation, cellular component: cytosolic small ribosomal subunit. Gene Ontology annotation, biological process: translational initiation. The coding region runs from base 609 to 2315 and encodes 568 amino acids. Lineage: Eukaryota; Metazoa; Chordata; Mammalia; Artiodactyla; Cervidae.
CGGAGGGCCUUUUGGAUUUCUUGAUGUAGCGUGGCAAUCGGAAGUUAGGCCCUAGCAUCGGGGCUCCAGCAUCCCGCCCCCGGCUUUUGCCCAUCCAUCAUUCUUUCCUAACACUUCAAGUUCUGCGGGAAUAGCGAAAGGGGCGUAAGAACAGAGUGCUACUGCCAUUUGUUAACCUGGGUUUGCAAUACCUGUGGUACUCUAACGCUUACCAGGUCACGGGCCUUGUUGACGGUGUGAAGUCAUUUAGCUCUGUAAAAGGAAAGUCUAUUGAUACUAGGGUGACCACGCACAUUAAAUACACCGAAAUUUAACUGAUGACAAGUCCUAUUUUCUUUGCUUUAAUGCAGUUUGUGGGACUGAGUGGAGCUGUGCUAAUGUAAGUUUUAAGUAGAUGAGUGUGGUCUUAGGGUAGUAACAAUGAGCGUUAUAAAGUAGCAACGUUAGAACAUUAUGGGAUUCCAGAGGUUUUGAAGCCGAGGCAGAGUUUAUGAUGUUGGAGAAGAUCAUCUAACUUACUCUUAGAUAAUAUCGGCGAUGACUCUGGAUUGGAGUAGUCGCUGGAGUCUCAUAUAUGAGCUUCAGUCCGAGGAUCAGAAGGGCUGUACAUGGUAAAUGGACCACCACAUUUUACAGAAAGCACAGUGUUCCCAAGAGAAUCUGGGAAAAAUUGCAAAGCCUAUACCUUUAGUAAAGAUGGGACCUUGUUUGCCUGGGGCAAUGGAGAAAAAAUAAAUGUCAUCAGUGUCACUACCAAGGGCCUGCUGCACUCCUUCAACCUUCCAAAGGCAGUUUGCCUUGAGUUCUCGCCAAAAAACACUGUCCUGGCAACAUGGCAGCCUUAUACUACUUCUAAAGAUGAUACAGCUGGGAUACCCAACCUGCAACUUUAUGAUGUGAAAACUGGAACAUGUUUGAAGUCCUUCAUUCAGAAAAAGAUGCAAAAUUGGUGUCCUUCCUGGUCAGAAGAUGAAAUGCUCUGUGCCCGAAAUGUUAACAACGAAGUUCACUUUUUUGAAAACAACAACUUUAACACAAUUGCAAAUAAAUUGCAUUUGAAAAAAAUUAAUGAUUUUGUGUUAUCACCUGGACCCCAACCAUACAAGGUGGCUGUCUAUGUUCCAGGAAGUAAGGGUGCACCUUCAUUUGUUAGACUAUAUCAGUAUCCCAACUUUGAUGAACCUCAUGCAGCUUUAGCCAAUAAAAGUUUCUUUAAGGCUGAUAAGGUCACAAUGCUAUGGAAUAAAAAAGCUACCGCUGUGUUGGUAAUAGCUAGCACAGAUGUUGACAAGACGGGCGCUUCGUACUACGGGGAGCAGACGCUGCACUACAUCGGGACAAACGGAGAGAGCGCCGUGGUGCAGUUACCGAAAAACGGCCCCAUUUAUGAUGUGGUUUGGAAUUCUAGCUCCACUGAGUUUUGUGCCGUGUACGGUUUCAUGCCGGCCAAAGCGACGGUCUUCAACCUGAAGUGUGAUCCCGUGUUUGAUUUUGGAACUGGCCCUCGUAACGCGGCCUACUACAGCCCUCACGGACACAUACUGGUCCUGGCUGGAUUCGGGAACCUGAGGGGGCAAAUGGAAGUGUGGGAUGUUAGAAAGUACAGGCUCAUCGCUAAGCCGCUGGCCCCCGACUCUACGCAUUUUGCCUGGUGCCCGGACGGCGAGCACAUCGUCACAGCCACGUGUGCCCCACGGCUGCGCGUGAACAACGGGUACAAGGUUUGGCACUACACGGGCUCUGUCCUGCACAAGCGUGAUGUGCCGUCAAAUGCAGAAUUAUGGCAGGUUUCUUGGCAGCCAUUCUUAGACGGAAUAUUUCCAGAAAAAGCAAUAACUUACCAAGUAGUUCCAAGUGAUGUGCCUAGUGAAGAACCUAAAGCUGCAACAGCUUAUAGACCCCCAGCUUUAAGAAAUAAACCAGUCACCAAUUCCAAACUGCAUGAAGAAGAACCACCUCAGAAUAUGAAACCACAACCAGGAAAUGAGAAGCCAUUAUCAAAAACAGCCCUUAAAAAUCAAAGGAAGCAUGAGGCUAAGAAAGCUGCAAAGCAGGAAGCAAGAAGUGACAAGAGUCCAGAUAAGGCACCUGCUCCUGCCCCGCAAAGCACUCCACGAAAUACUGUUUCUCAGGCAACUUCCGGGGACCCUGAGACAGACAAAAAAAUCAAGAACCUAAAGAAGAAACUGAAAGCAAUUGAACAGCUGAAAGAACAAGCAGCAGCUGGAAAACAGCUAGAAAAAAAUCAGUUGGAGAAAAUUCAGAAAGAGAAAGCCCUUCUCCAAGAGCUGGAAGAUUUGGAACUGGGUAUUUAAAGAUUCAGAGAAAGCAAGCUGGUUACCAGAAAUCACUGCAAACGUAUUUUCUGUUAAACCCAUCAGUGUACAUAGAAAAAUCCAUGUGCCCACAUUUAACAUUCGUUCACUUGUAAUUUUGACCAUUUAUCUACGAUUCUACAUAUCUGUACAAUUACUUAAUAAGUCUGUUAAAUUGAUUUUUACAUCCUGCACCCUGUAUCAUGUCAACAUACGAUAUAGAAAAGAGACAUAUGAUUUUCAGUUUAGCUAAGCUUGACAGAUUGAAAGACUAAUGUCAUUGUUUUUUAGUAGGGGACAGUGUUUACCAUAUCAAUUAAUAAAGAGAUUUUAAUUUUAA